Malurus melanocephalus (red-backed fairy wren) is the source of this 511-nucleotide messenger RNA. Its product is annotated as rho guanine nucleotide exchange factor 11-like. Gene Ontology annotation, cellular component: cytoplasm. The record is from RefSeq and is a predicted model, not a curated record. The transcript has 6 exons. Gene Ontology annotation, biological process: G protein-coupled receptor signaling pathway. NCBI's taxonomy places the organism in Eukaryota, Metazoa, Chordata, Aves, Passeriformes, Maluridae. Bases 45 to 488 code for a protein of 147 amino acids. Gene Ontology annotation, molecular function: G protein-coupled receptor binding; guanyl-nucleotide exchange factor activity.
UAAAUGGGAACGGGCACAGGGAGAGGGCACUGGCUGAGAGACACAUGGGGCACCUCGGGGACAUCCUGUCCAAGUACGAGGAGGAGCGGAGCUCAGCCCUGGCCUUCGCCCUGAGCACGUUCAUGGCCCACGCCGGGAUCCGGGGCCGGGAGUGGCGCAGCCGUGAGAGCGAGAAAAUCCCCGAGAGGGACAAGUGGCUGCCCUUCUUCCCCAAAGCCAAAAAGAGCAGCAGCUCCAAGAAGGAGAAAGAUUCCCUGGAGGACAAGAGGAGGAAUCCGAUCCUGAAAUACAUCGGGAAACCCAAAAUCUCCUCCCAGAGCACAUUUCAUGUUCCUUUGUCCCCCAUGGAAGCCCUAAAGCCCGGCAAUGUCCGCACCAUGAUCCAGCACUUUGAGAGCAGCCAGGGUGACCCCGAAGCCGAGCCCGGCCCCGGGCAGCGCCUGUCGAGUGGGAGCUGCCCCGACGAGCUGCUGGAACCCCACAGGUGAGAUUUAUGGGAUUUAAAUUGGGA